AUGAGCUUGGCAAGUGCCGCCGGUGUAUCGGCAAGCGCCAGAGCACUGGCGGCUGCCAUGUCGCCGCUUAAGACAGCUGAUGCCCAGGACUUGUUGAGGAAAGACCACUUGCCAGGCUUGCAGUUCCACUUGCAGCCGGACCAAGCUUUGUUCGAUGUGCUGCAAGCGCACACCGAUGAAGCACGGAAGAAUGGAAGAACUCCCUUCCAUUUCGUUGACCUGACGGCCAAGGAUACCCUGCCGCUGUGGGUGCCAAGUGACGGUGUGGGCGGCAAGUUCUCUUUGCGCGAGGAAGAAGAGUUGAGCCUGGCAAGCAAUUCUCCAAUUGGGAACUUAGGUGAUCUGACGAGGGUGCUAAAGAGCGCUACGUCUACGACCAGGUUCUUUAGGUCAGUUCCGCAAUGGACAGCAGCAUUCUGGAGAUGGGCGGUGGCAGCCAUUUCUGCACAGCACAUUACUUUGGCACAAGUUCUUGCUCAUCAGGACGUGGUGUUGUCGAUUUGUGAGCAGGAAAGGCUCAGAUCGCGACCGCCAUACGCGGGCUUCUUAUACGACGAGAUGGCUCGGAGACAAUGGGCUCGCAGAGCAGAGAAGAAGGAUCCUUCUUUUGACCUCACCGCAGAGACGCAGAAGGUGGACAAGGAUCUGAAGGAAGUGGUCAUGCAGAGGCUCGGGACAGUUCUGCGGUUGGCAGAGCUGGAGUACGAUGCGGUGGCAACUGCCUCAGGAUCCAGGGCAGGAGAGCAGCAGUUGUCUCAGCAACUUGCUGCUGCAGCGGCAGCGCAAAGGAAGGCUGAUGCAGUUACGAAAAGCUUGGCAUCUGCCCAAAAAGACAUCCUUGCCAAAGCCGCUGCUGCAGCAGCAAAGCCGAACGAGAGCGAUGAGACAGGUGAGAAGCAGCUCACAAACAAGCAAAGGAAAGCCAAGAACUGGUUCCUGAAACAGAAGGAGCGGCGAGAGCAGCAGUGGAACAAAAAGCAGAAAAGUGACUGCGUAUUGACGUUGGCCAUGUCUUUGACAGAUCUACAGACGCGCCAGCUAAAGCUUGUUGCCAUAGGCAACGAGCUGGCGUUGUUUUCCCUGAAGGUGUGCCAGUGCCAGGUCAAAAGCGGCAAGUUCUUUUCAAUCGAGAACCCUGAGCUGUCAUGGUUGUGGAUCCUCCUUCCAAUGAUUCAGCUGAGAAGGAGUCAGGGAGUAAGUACGGUGCGGGUCUUGUUUUCAGACUUCCAGGUGCCUUUCCGCAAGCCUACAGUGUUCGUGCAUAACUCUGAGUGUCUGCACGAGUUGGCAAAGAGUGAGUCGUCUUGGCACGGUCGCACAGUCAAGUUGCGAGGUCUGGCCAAGUACGAUGGAAAACUCCAGUUUCGGACCCGCUUGGCUCAAUCUUAUCCGCCUCUUCUUUGCAUCAAAUUUGCAGGUCUUGUGAGGGAGACCGUAGUGAAUAUGCGAGAGCGUGGAGAUUGGGAUGGGUGGGCGUCUGGCGUCGAUGCGUUGUCAUUCCAGCUUCCGGACUGUUUGCGCAUUGCUGAGGCGGAAGUUGUUGUGAACUGUUGUGGCGACUGGAUGUUCGUCCCGCAUGGCUUGGGGGCAAUGAAGGGUUUGUCACCACUUGAGCAUGUUGCAUUCUCGUUGUCUGCAUCCCACCCGUCUGAAAGUCGGAAGCAGCUUGAAGAGACGCUAAAAGAUGCAAUUGAGUUUGAGUGCGGGCAUGAAGUUGGUGAAAUUGAUGAAUUUCGUUGUUUUCGUCUCAAUCAGUUCUUGAGGCUGCACGCAAGCUUGCAGCAAGAACACCUUGAAUGGGUGCGGCAGGUCCCAACAGAGUUGCAAGGGCAUGCUGCAAAGAUACAUGGCCCGUUGUGGAAGGUCGUGUUGCAACAGUGUGGCAUACCUUGUGAACGAUUCUUGCAUGAUUUACAGUUUGGUUUUCCCCUCGUUGGCCAUUUGGCCCCAUGUGAAGGCGAAAGCGUCGCAUGCCAGUUUGAAGCCGCAGUUACUGUUGACGAGCUUGUGAACAGUCGGGGUGAUAUCAACGAGAGGGUGAUAGCUUCUGUGCGUGAGUUGCCUUUUUCCAGUGACAUUUUGAGCCAAGCACUGCAAGAUUCUGCGCAAGGAUUUAUGUCGACACCACGAGCUUUUACUCCGCAUGAUGCUUCGCAUCUGUCCUUGACGAGAAGGAUCCCGGUCAGGGAGGAGCGCUCGAAAGGUUGGAGGACCAGGGUGGUAGACCACAGCACUGAGAGUAUGGUCAAUGCUGCCACUGUUCCUUGCGACAGAAUCAAACAUCACACGUUGGAUGAUUUAGCGGACAUGGUCAUGUGCUUCUUCGAAAGUAACUGCCAGGUGAGCUUGUGGAAGGUUGACAUUUCACAGGCUUUCCGCCGCGUCCCUAUCAAGUCCGAGCAUAUGCAAUUUGCCUGGACCGUGUGGAUGCACUUAGGUUGCUUGCUCGUUGCUCAGCACACAGGCAUGCCUUUUGGUACCGUGUCAGCGGUUUACGCUUGGCAUCGUGUUGGUUUCAUGUUGUGCCAUGUCGUGCGUGUGUUGUUUCUGUGUCCAGCCGCCAGAUAUGUUGAUGAUUUUUUCGGAGCAUCACGCCGUGGUGUUCGAUGGAAUGCUGGACGUGUGCUUGCCGUGAUAUGCAAGUUGCUUGGUUUUCCUGUUGACGAUGAUAAAUCAGCAGAAGACGACAUUCGGCUGGUUAUCCUGGGUGCCGAAUGCGAAGUUGAUUGGCUCGAAGCAGCCAGCCCCAUCCAGGGAGGAUAUGGCCAAGGCGUCAGUUGCGCACUUGCGUUGCCCCGGCGAAAGCAGCGAAGUAUAGGUGACGCGUCCAAGUUGGCUGGUCGCCUGUCCUUUGCCGUGACAGUGCCGGGCAACAGAGUUGGACCUUUGCUGCAUGCUAUGAACGGGCAAGAGCAGGCACUCUGCAACCAAGUCUGGCUGGCCCAGAAUUGGGUUCAUGAGACAGUGAGGGCGUUCACGCGUCGUUUUGGCGAUCAGCUGGCCCGUCAACUUCGGACCGCAGAAGCAUUGCAAGUUAGUGCUCUGAUUCUCCACCGUUCUGGUGCGGGCGUUGUUCUGCAAUCUGAGGAAGUUUGGCAGAUGUUGCCCCGCGAGUGGGAAGCCAGGCGGCUUGUGUUGCUGAAGAAAUGGCGAAACAUUUGCCAACAGGACACGAAGACAGCAAAAGGACAUGGGGCGAAACCUUUUGGUAGCUACAAACCUGCUGCCUUCUUGCAGAAAGUUCUGGACCUCCGUGAGUCGUUGCGUCAGCUAGACAAGGCUGAUGAUUCGCAGAUGUGGCAUCACGAAACUGCGUUGGUGCUCAUGUCUAAAGGUUUUGAGUACCUUCAUCAGCUGGAUGGCUUACAAAGGCGAGACAUUGCCCGUUGGUCUGAUAACCCGAGAGUGCAAAGUUUAUUAAGUCUCGCUGUCACUGUGAUCAAUGAAUCCGCUGAGAGUAAAAGGCAGAAGCGUCACCAUGAGUUGGUGUCUGCCCAAGUUGCAGCAUUGUCGGCGGCUGACGUCGCAGAUCAGUCCCGCAAAGUGGCGGCGCAGAGUCCUGCGUGGCAAAGCGGAGGGCCUCGGGACCAGAUUGCUGCUUUGCGCCAUAUGGAUGAAGAGUCUCGGCUGUUGGUGCUGGAAGCACGGGCAGCCGAGCUGAAAACGCAGUUCUACACGGGUGAAAGGCUCACUGCCACUUCACCGUCUGAGGGACUCAAGGUUCUCCACAAGGUUUUGGCAGACCUGGACGUCCUUUCUGCUGGGGAGUGGAGAAGUCUGGCGGUGUUGAAGUACGUGGACGAAGAUGUCAUUGAAAACGCGGCCUUUUUGAGGGCGAUUGAUUCUGACGAAGAUGCCUAA
This is a messenger RNA of Symbiodinium necroappetens, 3861 nucleotides long. Lineage: Eukaryota; Dinophyceae; Suessiales; Symbiodiniaceae. The record is from the annotation of a GenBank genome assembly.